Rotaria sp. Silwood1 is the source of this 2412-nucleotide messenger RNA. NCBI's taxonomy places the organism in Eukaryota, Metazoa, Rotifera, Eurotatoria, Philodinida, Philodinidae. The record is from the annotation of a GenBank genome assembly.
AUGAAUCAUCGUCAUCCAUCAUCACCCUAUAUAUUGAAUAAUAUCAUCCAUCAAUUAUCAGACAAUUUUUCCAGUGAUGAAGGUUGUCGACUAUUAAGUAAUGUUGUAAGUGAGGAAUGUAAAGUUCUACAAGAUAUUAAAAAAAUUCUUGAAAAACGAAUCUCAUUCGAUGAACAAUAUGCAAAAAAUCUUCAAGAUUUAACAACUAAUGCUAAUCGUAUUACAUGGCCAAUUAAUACAAAUGCGAUUGCUUCGGUAUCUCGAGAAGUUUUUUUGCAAUGGUCUCAUGUAGCAACAACAAUGAGUUCAAAUGCCGAACAAUUUCGAAAAACUGUACUGGAUGAUCUACUUAAAGGACUUAUUGAACAAAAAAAUGAUUCAAAAAAAUUUUUAGAUGAUGAGAAACGUCGAUAUGAUGGUGAACAUCGAAAGGCUCAACGUGAUGUCGCUGAUGCUGAAAAACGUUAUUUAGAUGAAGCCAAAAUAUAUGUUGCAAAAAAUAAUGAACUAACAAAACUUCAGAAUAAUGCUCGUAAAAGUGAUGAUUCUCGAAUAAAAAAUUUAAAAGAUGUUGUUAUUGAAAAACGAGGCAAUGUAUAUCGUGCACAUAAUGAUUAUAUUCUUAAAAUUCGAGAAUAUAAUUUUAUUGAUAAAGAAUAUGUUCAAAAAGUUCGAAGUUUACUUAUUUAUCAUGAAGAAUCACAAUCACUUUUAAAUAGAUCAUGGCAAAGUCUACUUGAAGCUAUGGUUAAUUAUUUAAGUAAUAAACAUUGUGAACCAACUACAACGGCAGAAGCAUUACGAAGAAUGAUAUCGUCUCUUGAACCACGUCAUUUUUAUAAUGAAAUGUGUAGAAUUCAUUCCAAUAUCACUCAAAUGACAACUAAUCCCCAAACAUUUAAUGAAUUACUCCUUCAAACAUCAGGUUUAACAAAAGUAAAAAGCAAUCAAUUUAUUGGUGAUGGUUCAACAAAACAAGACUUAAAACAAAAUUUAUAUGAUGAACGAAAACAUUUAUUUGAACAAAAACGAUCGAUAGAUUAUACACGAAUGAGAAAAGGAUGGGAAGAACAAUUACGUGAUGAAUUAAAAUCAAUUAUGAAAAGUGUUGGAUAUAGAUCAGAUGAUGAAUCUAAUGGAGAUUCAGAUGAAGAUUUAACCGAUCGACUUGAAGAUCAACCGUAUUUUCAUGGUAUUAUACCACGUAAUCAAAGUAUUAGUCAAUUAAUACAAAAAGGAGAUUAUUUAGUUCGUAUAAACGAACAAGGAAAAAUUGUUUUAUCAAUUUUAUGGACGGAUCCAGAUAAUCCAAGUAGAUUAAAAGAUGGACAUUUUUUAAUACAUGAACGAAAUCAAAUGUAUUCAUUACAGCCAGACGUAUAUUUAAAAUCAUCUGUUCCGGAAUUAAUUUCAUUUUAUAAAAGACAAAAAAUUGAAUUACGAGAUGAUGGGACACGAUUAAUUCGACCUAUAUCAAGGCCAGAUUAUGUGAUUAAUAAUGAUGAAGUUCGUAUAUUAGACAUAUUAGGAAAAGGUCAUUUCGGUCAAGUUGCCCGUGGUGAAUUUCGUGGUAAACCUGUAGCUGUCAAAAUUCUUCAUGAAUCAUCAGCAGCUCAAAAUCCUCAAGCUCGAAAAAAUUUUAUAAAUGAAGCUCUUUUACUUCAACAAUAUAAACAUAAAAAUAUUGUUAAAUUUCUUGGUAUUGCUGCAAUACGGGAUCCACUUAUGAUUAUUAUGGAACUUAUUGAACAGGGAAGUUUGAAUAAUUAUUUAAAAACUAAUGAAGUACGGGUUCCACAAUUAAUUCAAAUGUGUUAUGAUAUUGCUAAAGGAAUGGAAUAUUUAGAAAGACGUAAUGUUAUACAUCGAGAUUUAGCUGCUCGUAAUUGUUUAGUUGAUAAAAAGAAUCGAAUCAAAGUAGCUGAUUUUGGUCUAUCAAGAUGUUUACAAUCAGAUGAAGAAUAUUUUUGUCAGAUUAAAGAAAUUCCAAUACGUUGGUGGGCUGUUGAAGUCUUUUCUAAUGCUCCAUAUACAAGUAAAUCAGAUGUUUGGUCAUAUGGUGUAACUGUUUGGGAAGUUUUUUCUAAAGCAGAUACACCUUAUUCAAAUAUAGCACUUAAUCAUUUCGUUAUUGAUGCAGUUAAAAAUGAUAUGCCUCAUUUACUUAUAAGUACAAAAAUUCGUCUCGAACCAGGUCCAACUAUUGUGGGUGAUGAACGAACAGAUCCAGAGGUUAUGGCUUAUUUAGGAGCAAAACUUUUUCAUGAAAAAUGUAACACUUAUUCAGAAUAUCGUACAGAUGAUUGUGCACGUGUUGUUCUUGACAAACUUGAACAAAUUGGUUUUCAUGUUGUUACCAUGACAGGUGUUGGUCAAACAUGUAUUUGGUUAUUACAUAAAGAAUUAAACUAA